Peromyscus maniculatus bairdii (prairie deer mouse) is the source of this 713-nucleotide messenger RNA. The record is from RefSeq and is a predicted model, not a curated record. NCBI's taxonomy places the organism in Eukaryota, Metazoa, Chordata, Mammalia, Rodentia, Cricetidae.
AUGUCCGAGCUGGGGCCGGGGCAGCUUGCAGCAGCCGGGCCGGCGGGAGGGCAGGGCUGGCGGCCACUGCUACUUCAUGGCCCCGAGCGACGGGCGACGCGCGGGCAGCCGGGUCCGGGAGGUCUGGUCCCGGUGCGUGGGAAGCGGCACUGGAGUCCGCUCCGCCCGCGGGAGCCGCCCGCCCUCCAGAGCGCCUUGAGCCCCGGUGCGGCUGCCCUGCCGGACGCCCCUCCUUCCUGUGGUGCUCUAGAGACCAGGGCCAAUCCUCAUGUGAGGCAGAUCAAAAUCAAGACAGGCGUGGUGAAGCGGUUGGUCAAAGAAAAAGUGAUGUAUGAGAAAGAAGCAAAGCAAGAAGAAAAGAGAGAAAAAAUGAAGGCUGAAGAUGGUGAAACCUACGCCAUUAAGAAACAAGCAGAAAUCCUGCAAGAGUCGCAGAUGAUGAGCCCAGAUUGCCAGCGCCGGUUAGAGGUUGUAUAUACCGAUCUUCAGCAGAUAUUAGAAAGUGAAAAAAACUUGGAAGAACCUGAGGAUUAUAAAGAGGCAUGUGCAGUUCUGGAUUCAGUGAAGUUAGAGGCCUGAAGUUUUGCUGUACAGGGUGUUUUUUGCAUUAAAUCCUGGUGUCCACUCUACAAUUCAUUAUUUUUGGACACUUCUGUGUUUAGUAAUAUGAAAAUGUGGUUCUUUUUAUGCAGUUGCAUAUAUUUUUCUUUGCA